CUUUUCCGCCUUAUUUCCCGCCAAGAAUUUAAAGUUGUCAUUAUUAUCAAAUAUUUGUUUCACACUUGCACUAAUCAUUUUUAUCUUAUUGUAAUUUAAGUACAUAAUAUAAUCAAUAAUUCAUUUAUGAGUCACAGCAAAUUCGUCUGUCAGUGUUCUUUGUUGUUAGCUUAAGGGCGGACGCGGGUUAUCAGUGCUAUUUUGAAAAUUUCACAUAGUAAUUUCUUAGGAAUUUUAACUUAAACAAAUACCUAUAAGCAGUUAAUUGUUAGGAAGUGCGAAAAACGAGAAGAUUGAAAAUGAAGUUGCUGUCUAGCAUCAGGGAUAUACCUGCAUUUAACAAUGAAAAUGUGCACAUUAGGAAUGAACAAGAAUUGUUGGGAAAAAUUAACAAGAUUAUUCAAGAUGGACAUAAAAAUUUGCAAAUAGUAACUGAUUUUGAUUACACAUUGACAAAACCUUUAAUGGAAAACGGAUCGCCUGUUCUUACUACUUAUUGCUUCUACUGAUAAUGGAGAGUAGAAACAACAAGAAGUGCGUUAUUUGUAAUAAGAGGCGAAGUCGUGGUGGAUCACCCUUACUUUUGAGUAGGUUUCCUCUGGAUUCUGACCGUUGUCGAAUGUGGGUUAAAAAUGCUGGCUUAGAAGACUUAGCAUAUGUACCUAUUGAAAAGUUACACCAACUGAAGUUUGUUUGUGGUGGGCACUUCACUCCUGAAUCCUUCAAUGCCAAAGGAACUCGGCUGAAGAACUCAGCUAUUCCAACACUGGAAUUGAGCAAUCCCAUCUUGCCAGAUGAAGUUUUGACAGAGUUUCCUCUUCAUGUAAAAGACUCCAAUAAAGAAAACCUCAAGACAGUUCUUUAUGAUCAUUCAUUUUGCAUUCCAAAGAAGUCAAAUCCAGUUGAACGAGUUCCCCUUACAACUACAACCAAACAACUAAAUUCAACAUGUUUGGGAGCUGUGGAUAUACCAGAUUCUGGUAUUUCUGCGAAAACAACUUUUGAACCUCUUCCUUCUACUUCCAAUGCACCAGAACAUAUGACCUAUAAACCCAUUACUCAUGAUGAUAAAAACAUUUGCCAUCAAGAUGCACAGGCAGAAAUAUUAGUCCACAGUUAUAAAAGACCUAAGAAAAACAUUGAAAUGAAAGACACUUCAUCAACAUUUACAAUUAAAGAGAAGAGGCUUUGGCGACAGUUACAAAAUGCAAAAAAAACAAUAAGGAAUAUAGCGAAGGUAGUUGCAGAAGAACACAACAGAAAUUUUUUAAAUAUUAAAAAACUGAAUAGUACCAUUGUAAAUCCAACAUUCAAAAAACGACGCUGAAAAAGUAUAAAACAAGAUUUUCAGAAUACUGAACUGAACGAAGUUGCCAAUGUAGUUGCAUAGUAAUUUUCAUGUUUGGAAAACCGCAGUCACACGUUGUCAAAGUGCUACGGUACGUAGGUUUAAGUAACGUGUGACUACGCCUUUCCAAACAUGAA
Molecule: messenger RNA, 1485 nt
Organism: Ostrinia nubilalis (European corn borer)
Lineage: Eukaryota; Metazoa; Arthropoda; Insecta; Lepidoptera; Crambidae
Product: THAP domain-containing protein 5-like
Exons: 8
Coding region: 512-1327 (271 amino acids)
Source: RefSeq, a predicted model, not a curated record